Mangifera indica (mango) is the source of this 234-nucleotide messenger RNA. Its product is annotated as low temperature-induced protein lt101.2-like. The transcript has 2 exons. The coding region runs from base 24 to 188 and encodes 54 amino acids. NCBI's taxonomy places the organism in Eukaryota, Viridiplantae, Streptophyta, Magnoliopsida, Sapindales, Anacardiaceae. Gene Ontology annotation, cellular component: membrane. The record is from RefSeq and is a predicted model, not a curated record.
AGGUUCCAUUUGUCAUCUUCUUCAUGGGUUCACAGACAUUCAUAGAAAUCAUACUGGCCAUCUUUAUUCCUCCUGUUGGAGUCUUCCUACGUUAUGGCUGUGGAGUGGAGUUUUGGAUAGAUUUGGUGCUGACAUUGUUGGGGUAUUUACCUGGGAUUUUAUACGCAAUUUAUGUGUUAGUUGUAUAGCAAAUCAAGAAUAUAUUAUAAAGAAUGAUUUCUUCUUCUUUCCCAA